AUGCGCUUCACCCCGGUCAUCGCCCUCCUCCCAGCUCUUGCUGUGGCUCAGGAGCAGGUUCCCCUCGCGGACCGUGUCCAGGGCUGGUUCAACAAGGCCAAGUCCUACUUGCCUACUGCCACCCCGGUCGCCCCCGCCGCUGCCGUUGUUGAGAAGGUCGUCGAGAAGACCAAGAUCCAGGAGAAGACCGUCUCUGAGUUCAACUUGACCAACUGGCAGUCCUACCUGGAGCCCGCUUCGGAGCCCCAGGACUGGUUGGUUUACAUCACCGGAGGAAACAAGACUUGCUUCGGUCGCUGUGACAAGGCAGACAAAGCGUUCAAUGAAUCUGUGCUUUUGUUCUCCGCCGAUCCUACCUCCCCUAACCUCGGUAAGCUGGACUGCGAAGAGAACAAGGUUCUUUGCUCUGCCUGGGGUGCCGGUGCUCCUUCGGUCUGGUACCUCCAGGUGCCCCAGGCCCAGCUUGGUGAGGAGCGCCCCACCACUCCCCUCUACACUGUCUACCUGAACUCGACCACUGUGACCCCGGAGACCAUCUACAAGGUCCACUCUGAGAAGGUCUACGAGAAGACCGCUCCUUACGAUGGUCCUCUUCACCCUACGGAUGGCUGGCUCGCUCAGAACCACCUUCUGCUCCCUCUUGGAUAUGUCAUCUACGGCUUCAGUGCCAUCCCCAGCUGGCUCUUCAUGAUCGGCAUCAGCUUCUUCAGCCGAGCCGUCGCCUUGGAAACGUCGGUGGCGCCCCCGCUCCUCGUCCGAACUAGACGUGCUAACGAAAUGUCCGACCUCGACCGUACACCCCCCUCGACAGCCGCCUACGUGGUCGCGACGGCCAUCCUAGCCGGCAUAACGGGCUACUUCAUCGGCCAAGGCAGCACGCUAGGUCUCUUCAGCAACAAAGAAAAAGAAGGCUGGCCGAACAGCUACAAUGUGAAACCGCACCUAGACUCGUCGGACGAAGACUACGAAUCCGAAGAGGAAGAAGAGGACAGUGAAGAAGAAGGCGACGGCACUGAGCUCGCCAACUUCGAUAGCUCCAAUGAAGAAGUGAAAUUGGUUCUUGUCGUGCGGACGGAUCUGGGUAUGACGAAGGGUAAAAUCGCCGCCCAAUGCUCCCACGCUACACUCGCAUGCUACAAAUACCUCACGGCGUACACGCCCAACAGCGGCAUCCUGCGACGAUGGGAAUCGCAGGGUCAGGCGAAGAUCGCGCUGCAGGUCAAGUCGGAGGAGGAGAUGGAGGAGAUGCAGGCUAAGGCGAUUAGUUUGGGACUUUGCGCCAGGGUGAUUACGGAUGCUGGACGGACGCAGAUUGCUAGUGGGAGUCGCACGGUGUUGGGGGUUUUGGGACCCAGGAGUGUGGUGGAUUCUGUGACGGGGCAUUUGAAGUUGUUGUAGUUUUAUAGUGUUGGGUUGGGGAUUGAGGGUGAGCGAGUGCCACCAGGAAAAGACCCUUGUGGUAUUGGGGUCGGUGUUGAGAUAUAUUAUAUGGCGUUUUGGAGAUGGGUCUCGCGACGCGAUGUGCUUGAUGCAGCAGCAUGGCUUAUUUUUUUUCGAGCAGCAUUCUGAGAGUAUGCUAAAUCGCCUUCCAUUUUCAUGAUAGACGACAGUAACCGACUUAUUUAAUCGGUUCAAAUGGUAUCCAGUACACAUAGGCAUGUGCAUAUGAUGUGCGCAUCUACAAAUCUACAUACAUAUAAAUUUUACUGAUAGUAAUGUUGGCAGGUCAUGGUUUUUCCCUAACCUCAGUGACCG
Aspergillus welwitschiae is the source of this 1755-nucleotide messenger RNA. Its product is annotated as aminoacyl-tRNA hydrolase. The record is from RefSeq and is a predicted model, not a curated record. Gene Ontology annotation, molecular function: peptidyl-tRNA hydrolase activity. The coding region runs from base 1 to 1398 and encodes 465 amino acids. Gene Ontology annotation, cellular component: mitochondrion; cytosol. The transcript has 5 exons. Lineage: Eukaryota; Fungi; Ascomycota; Eurotiomycetes; Eurotiales; Aspergillaceae.